AUGAAUGACUCUGAGGAUUUCAAGGAGGGCGAGAGUAGAAGCACAGACCAGAUAGACGGCACAGGGAUGAGCAGCAGGAAGGGAGUGAGGGUGACUGGGAGACAUGUGCCUCCUGUGGAUUGGAGCAGCAGAGGAGGAGGUCCAUCCAUCAUCCACUCUCCUGCCAGCACCCCCAUACCUCCAGACACCCCCACCCUCAUCUCAAUUGGCCCCCUGCCUCUCAGGCCCCCAGAGCGGGUCGCUGAGCGCAGAAUACAUGAAGCCUCAGCUGGGGACGACUGGCCCGGGGUGGCAUCGUCUCAACCCAGGGUGUCCUACAGUGAAAUGGGUGUCCCCAGGCAGACCAUGGAGGAGCUGAAGACCAUCCUGAGGGACAGUCCUCUGCUGAGCAUCCGGGUGAGAGACGAUGGGAAGCCGGGGAGUCCCUAUACGUACCUCCACGGAAGCAGGAGCGCUAGAGACGGUGGUGGACGCCCCGACGGACGGCAGGAAGAUGGAAACCCCCACAGGGUGUUGAGCACCUUCAAACCCCAGUCUGAUGCUUCCAGAAGGGGGCCCAGGGCCAGAGAGAGCACAUCUAUUCAGCUGCCUUCCAGCAUGGAUUCAUCCAGCUCGUUCAGGUCAGAUGGGAACACAAAUAGGCAGCCGGGCGUCAGUGCACACUCACAUGCAAGAGGUGGCUCCUGGGAAGAGACUGGAGCUUCUCAUUCAGAUAACGGGAACGAGACGGUCGAGUUCUCUGGUAACCAGAGGUUCAUUGCAGACAUGGAGCAGAUCAAGCAGCAGAUCGCCCGAGAGAACAUCAACUUUGUCCGAUUCGAGGCCACCGAUCUCCACGGGGUGUCCAGGUCCAAGACAGUGCCUGUUCGCUUCUUCCACGAGAAAGCCGUGUAUGGGGUUCCAAUGCCGAGGAGUUACUUGGAGCUAACCCUGAGCCCUAAGAGCAAUGAAGUGGACAACGCCAACACUGCCAACUUCAGCAGUGAUGUCCUUCUGAUCCCUGACCUUUCGACCUUCAGGGUCCUACCCUGGGCCGAGCAGACAGCCCGGGUCAUCUGUGACCCCUGCACAGUGACAGGAAGCCCCCUUCGCACUUCACCUCGCCUCAUCGCCAAGCAGCUCCUCGCCCAGCUCCAGACUCUGGGAUUCUCGCUGCACUCCUCCUUCACCUACGAAUGUUGCGUCCUGGGAGCACCUGACCGGAUCGGACCAAAGACGCUCCUGUUCCCGGCUACCACCCUGCUGAGCAACCACGACCUGCCUUUCUUCCAGCAGCUGGUGGACAGCAUGUACUGCAUGGGUGCAGACAUAGACAGCAUCGCCUCUGCCAGCGGGCCCGGCCAGAUGGAGAUCAAUCUCAGGCCAGAAUUUGGUAUUGCGGCAGCAGAUACCGCCUUCACCUUCCGCACCGGCAUCAAAGAAAUGGCUCGUAAACACUGCUACAUCGCCAGCUUCUUCACAGAUGACGGCCUGUACAAUGCUGGGGUGCUCUCUCACAGCUUGUGGGAUGCUAAUGGCCGGCGUAGCCUCUUCCACAGCGGGGAGAAGGCAGGCGAGCUGUCUGAGAUUGGCAGAAAGUGGUUGGCCGGGCUGCUCACCCACUCUGCCGCCCUGAGCUGCCUGAUGUCGCCUGGCCUCGGCUGCCGCAACCACAUUGCCAAGACAAUCAAAGACCCAAAACGGAUGCUGUACGCCACCUGUGGCAGCAACGAUAACAGCAGCUCCUUCAACAUCAAAUGUCACGGCGGUAGAGAGACGCACAUCGACAACAAGCUGGGCUCAGCCAUGGCCAACCCUUACGUCGUGCUGGCCGCCACAGUGGCUGCAGGACUGGACGGCAUCAGGCGGAACCUGAACAUCGAGAGUGGUCUGAACAGAGCCCCUUGUCAGCAGAAGGAAUUUUCCAUCCCUGUGAAGCUGGACGAGGCUCUGGAGGCGCUGGGGGAAGAUCACGUGAUCCGCAGCACACUCGGAGAGCCGUUUGUUCAGUAUUUCAUCGCCAUGAAAAAGUUUGAGAUUGAGACCCAAGAACUGGAUGAUGAGAGGAACAAGUGUCUGGAGUAUUUUAUUUAA
Hippoglossus stenolepis (Pacific halibut) is the source of this 2073-nucleotide messenger RNA. RefSeq names its product lengsin, lens protein with glutamine synthetase domain (gene lgsn). The coding region runs from base 1 to 2073 and encodes 690 amino acids. Gene Ontology annotation, cellular component: cytoplasm; membrane. NCBI's taxonomy places the organism in Eukaryota, Metazoa, Chordata, Actinopteri, Pleuronectiformes, Pleuronectidae. Gene Ontology annotation, biological process: lens morphogenesis in camera-type eye. The record is from RefSeq and is a predicted model, not a curated record. The transcript is spliced from 4 exons. Gene Ontology annotation, molecular function: glutamine synthetase activity.